Populus euphratica (Euphrates poplar) is the source of this 1225-nucleotide messenger RNA. RefSeq names its product putative F-box protein PP2-B12. Bases 53 to 967 code for a protein of 304 amino acids. Gene Ontology annotation, molecular function: protein binding. NCBI's taxonomy places the organism in Eukaryota, Viridiplantae, Streptophyta, Magnoliopsida, Malpighiales, Salicaceae. The transcript is spliced from 5 exons. The record is from RefSeq and is a predicted model, not a curated record.
CAUAUAAAUAGCAGUGUCCGCCAACUCAAAAUCUAUAAAAACUGGGAGUCAAAUGGCAAUGGUGAGUUCGAGAGAAGAAGAUGCGUCGUUGUACGUGCUGCCAGAAGCAUGCAUAGCCGACGUUCUGUCCUUUACUUGUCCGAGGGAUGCUUGUAGACUGUCUAUGGUGUGUUCCUUGUUCAAGGCGGCAGAAGAAUCUGAUGUUGUCUGGGAAAGGUUUCUGCCCCGUGAUUAUCAAUCUAUCAUCUCCAAAUCUGAUGCUUCUUCUAUGCUGCUGGCUUCUGCUUCUUCUAAGAAACAUCUCUAUCUCAAGCUUUGUGAGAAGCCCUUGAUUAUCGAGGGUGGCAAAAAGAGCAUUUCAUUGGAAAAAAAGAGUGGGAAGAAAUGCUACAUGCUUUCCGCAAGAGAUCUGAUAAUUGUAUGGGGUGAUACUCCUACUUACUGGCAAUGGAAUUCUGAUCCUUCCUCCAGAUUUGGAGAAGUGGCAGAGCUGAUUAGUGUAUGUUGGCUUGAAAUCCGUGGAAAAAUCAAUGCUACUAUGCUGUCUCCAGCAACAUUAUACACAGCCUGCCUUGUGUUCAGGCCAACAGGAGGACUUCAUGGAUUAGAUAACCAGCCAGUGGAGGUGGGGGUGGGACUUGUUGGUAGUGAAUGCGGUAAGAGAAAUGUGUAUUUGGAUUCAGAGAGAGGGCGGCGUCAGCAAUACCAUUUUGUCAAUAGGCGCAUCGGCUUGUUCAACCGUUGCCGAAUUGUGGGGAUGCCAGCAUCUGAACCUGCCAGAGAAAAUAAUGGACAAUAUCCAAAGAAAAGGGGAGAUGGAUGGCUGGAGAUUGAGUUGGGGGAGUUCUUUUGCAAGGAAGGGGAAGGAAGAGAACUGGAAAUGAGUGUUCAAGAGGUUAAGGGUGGUGAUUGGAAAGGUGGGCUGAUUGUUGAGGGGAUUGAGAUUAGGCCAAAAGAGGGUAAAUAAAUAAAGACACUUGAAGAGGUUGAAUAUGAUGAGUUGCAGCGAUGCUUAAGUUCAAGCUCAGGUGGUCAUACCAUCAUCGGAUUGCCAUGAAUCCCAGGUUAUUCAUUGCAGCUCCUCUCAAGAACCAGAGCUGAUAGCAGGUUGCAAUCAAGCUUGCAUAGGGCAGGAUGUUCACCCCUUAAAUCACAGUUGUAAAACUACAAAUUCUUUUGUUGAUUUAGUAAUUGAAAAUUUUCCAGGAAUUUUUCCUGUUAGUUA